This is a messenger RNA of Triplophysa rosa, 5506 nucleotides long. RefSeq names its product transmembrane protein 132C. Bases 752 to 4057 code for a protein of 1101 amino acids. The transcript has 9 exons. NCBI's taxonomy places the organism in Eukaryota, Metazoa, Chordata, Actinopteri, Cypriniformes, Nemacheilidae. The record is from RefSeq and is a predicted model, not a curated record.
GAGAGGAGAGGUUGGCGCAGGCACCUCUUCAAACCCAAAUGCACUUCUUUUUUUCAAAGCACACGUCAGCUGAUGCCAUUUGUUUUUUUUUAUACGAACUCGUGCUGUAACAGAAGAGGCUUAUCUUGUGGUUUGGCAGAUGGCCAUGUGAGCGUUUUUAACAUUAGAAAACUCGCCUGUCGAAGGAAACCAGCCAAGUCUUAUUUUACAUCUCUGGACGUUACUCUAACCGAGAAGAAAUAUAUGGAAAGGUCAAAUCGUGCAGUCCUGCGCCCGAGCAACUUUUAGGGUGCGCUGGGUGAUUCCGCAUUAGAGGAUGCGAGCGCGGAUGCGGGGAAACAGAGAUCCUGCGUUACGCAUCACUCAUCAGGCUAAAAAACCUGCCAGACUUUACUAGAAACACAAAAGUAUCCAAGCUACGGAAAUCAAACGAAAUACGUCUGAUUUUUUUGACUGAGUUGCGUGAUGUUUAGUGAAAGACAACGACGCGUGGGAGAAAUACUGUUUGGAAAGCACAAUAUUUGGCAAGGAUCUUUCGCGCAACGACGAGAUACCCUGGCAUUUUAGGGCACACAUUUAAGCAAGACGUUUUGGGAUAUGCUUUUUGACAUUAAGAAAAGUGAAGAGACGCCGUUGUGAACUGAAGAACACUGAAGAUGAAUACGGCUGGAUUUCCUCCACGUGAGAUAUUGCAACGUAACCGCGCAAUUUUGUGAACGUUUUAGGAUAGCGCGCACCGUUUUGUGUCGAGAUGGAAGUUUCUCACGGGGCGAAAACAAACAUGUUGCGUCUCCACAUUCUGCAUUUCAUUAUAAUGCUGCUCAAAGUUACAGACUGUCGUAUCCUGGAGAAUCUACAGCGCUAUGCCUCUCCAACCUACCUGCCUGUCAACUACCAGCUCCUCAACACCGAGUCGUCCUUCUUUCUCAAGGAGGCCACACAGGACUUCAUGCGUAACUCUAGUUUUCUCUCCAGAACUGAACUCUUCUUCAUCCACCAAGCCAGGAAACUGCCCAUUAUCAAUGCCACUUAUGGAAGCCUCUCCGCCGAAGAGGCCGUUCCUCUGGACCUCCUGCAGAUGCCUGGAUCAUUUGUGGCGUCUUCAUCUCUCUUCACCUUCAACUGGAAAGUCCAAACUUUUGUUCUCAAUGAAAGGAUUUACCUGAACAAGCCCAAGGUUCAGGUCUUGUUCUACAUAGCCGGGAGAGACUGGGAUGACUACAGCGCAGUGGAUAAGUUGCCUUGCGUGCGAAUGUUCGCCUUCCACGAAACCCAAGAGGUCCGGGGGAGUUGCAGGUUGAGAGGGGAGCUUGGGGUCUGCGUCGCGGAGCUCGAGCCUCUUUCUGUGUGGUUUGCGCCUCCUAGUGUCAUCCCUGGACGGCAGAGGAGUCCAGAUACUUCAGAGGGAACAGCCAUUGAGCUCUACUACAGCCUUCGGGCCGCAGAAAAUGAAGGUUGUGUUAAUGAGGAGUUAGUAGUCAGGGAUGCUGAUCAGUCAGAUCAGGAUGGAUUGUUUGGGUCGCCGAUUUCUACGCCCAUGAGGCGGAUUGGGAGUGUACGAUUGUUUCAAACUCAGUCCGCUCCAGAAUUAACAGAACUCCGAUUGGAUGGAAAUUUUGCAGUGCUGGUGCCAUCCGCACCCAUUCGGCAAAGGGAUACUGUGUCGGCAUAUAUUGCAGCUUUGCCGUUUUCACCUGUGGAAAUGUUCACUCUCAGGGUGAAGUUAAAAGAUGGCGUGGCAUUCCUCGGUGCCCGACCCAGUAACCCCACACUGUGGAUGGUUAGUCAAGAUGUGAGGACAGAAGGACAUAGGAUUGUGACCCUGCACUGUCGCCGGAAGGAGUCCAGCUAUGGACUGAGCAUGGAGCCCGGCUGGCAGAGAGUUGUUCAAGUGGAUCUAGAGGUGGAUGGGCUUGGCAGCAUGGUGGCCAGUAGAUCUAUUUCUUGGGCAGUGGAGUACCCGGGCAUCAGGGCCGGUGCUGAAGAAACCGAGACGCGUAUCCACCUGGCACAGAAAGACCUGGUCGGCAUUGUGCCGUUGGCCAUGGAAACAGAGAUUGUGAACACAGCGGUGCUGAAUGGGAAGACAGUAGCCGUUCCAGUGAAGGUGGUGACUGUGGGUUCAGAUGGUGCUAUUACAGAUGUGUCAGAAUCUGUACAGUGCCAGUCUACAGAUGAAGAUGUUGUUAAGGUAUCAGACAGGUGUGACUACGUCUAUGUGAAUGGCAAAGAGAUGAGGGGACGGGUGCGAAUGCUGGUGAACUUCACCUACAGUUACCUGAAGGCCCAGCUGGAGGUGAAGGUCUGGAUUCCCAAAUUGCCCCUGCAUAUUGAAGUUUCAGAUACAGAACUCAGUCAGAUCAAAGGCUGGAGGAUCACAAUAAACAGUAACGCUCAGAGGUCGACACGGGACAGUGAGGAUGAAGAUGAGGAGCGCAGAGGAAAGACCUGCACGUUGCAAUAUCAGAGGGCCAUGGUGCGUGUGCUCACACACUUCAUCGCCGAGUCGGCUGUCACGCGAGGUCAGGUGGCCCACAUGCUUGGCAGUGAUUGGCAGGUGGAUAUUACAGAUCUAGUCUGGGACUUCCUGAAAGUGGAGAACCCACGAAUCGCCAGGCUGAGAGAUGGACGUAUUCUGGAGGGAAUGGAUACUGGCAUGACUAGCAUACAGGUUCUCUCUCCGUUGUCUGACUCUAUACUGGCAGAGAAGACAGUGAGGGUUGUGGAUGAUCGAGUGACCAUCACUGAACUGGGCCUGCAGAUGGUCAGCGGUCUCACGCUCAGUCUGCAGCUCAGCACAGGAAGCAACAGAGCCAUCAGCGCCACAGCGACCACACAGGAAGUGCUCAGCAAUCCCAAACAGGAGGCGCUGAUCAGUGCCUGGCUGCAGUUCAGUGACGGCUCCAUGGCCCCUCUGGACAUUUACAACCCUGAGCACUUUCUCCUAACAGCCACGUCUCUGGAUGAAGAAGUUGUGUCCGUGCGCCAAGACGCAGCAGGCCGGUGGCCCAUCAUUUCCGCACGAGCCGAGGGUCAGGGUCUGCUGGUGCACGUCGAGAUGACAGUAUCUGAAGUGUGUCAGAAGUCCAAACGUCGCAGCGUCCUGGCAGCCGGAAACUGCAACAUCCGCGUGAAGUUCGGUCGCAGCGAAAGCGCUUUAAGGCCUGGCGACUACGGCCAGGAUGGCGAGGACGCGUACAACAGACCGGGCGACCGCCAACAGAACCCGUCUCUGCCGGACAGGACCGGAAUGGACAACCAUUACUACGGAAGCUCCAUCUCAGACAUGGAAGACGGAAUUAUGAGGAGAAUCACGACCACCACCAAAACGGCGAUCGUGAUAAGACCAGGUGGAGAAAAACUCUCGGAUGACGGGAGCCAGUUGCCGGGCAUUCCCAUCGACUUCUCGGACUUUCCAGCUCAAGUGGAUCUUCCCCGAGGACACAACGUUGACGCCGAUGACCUUCAGACACCUCACGGACUCACUGAUCUCGAAAUCGGGAUGUACGCUUUGUUAGGCGUCUUCUGCUUGGCUAUUCUGGUCUUCCUCAUCAACUGCAUCUCCUACACGCUCAAGUACAGACACAAGGAGAUGUCCAUCGAAGGCCAAGAGAACAUGCACCACUCGCACGACUGGGUGUGGCUGGGAAAUGACGCCGAACUUCUGGAGAGUCACGUGAGUUUGUCUCCACAGACCGAAGAGCACAUCACCAUCAUGGACUCCAGCUUAGGCGGGUUAGAAGAAGGAAGUCAGCUUCUCAACGGCGGCUCUCUGCAGAAGAACGUUCAAGGUCAGGUCCACAGAGGAGCCGACAGCACUACAGUCUGCACGAAAGACACCAAGGGCGAUUCGCCGACCACCAAACGGAAACGCGUGAAGUUUACCACAUUUACCACCAUCCCGGUGGAGAGCGUCAGCCCUGUUAAAGAGAAGCUGGGGUUGGAGUCGGAUGACGAUAUUAAGUGGGUGUGUCAGGACAUUGAGAUGGGCGACUCCAAGGAACUACGAAACUAUAUGGAGCGGCUAACUGACAGUGCUCUAAAGGAGGUGGCGUAGUUUAAUCGACGCGUGCAAACUGAACUCACCCUUAUGCCUUUGUAACAGAGUACGAGCCAGAGGAAUUACUACAUGAACCUUACUGAACACAACACAUCAGCCAUUACGUGUAACAAGGAUGUUUCUCGCUUCGGUUUGACAUGGGAACUGACAUGAAAGCAACAACAGACUUACAGUGAAAUUUUGACAAAACUAAUCGAAUUUUUUUUCAUUUAUAUUACAUUCUUUGCCCUCAUCAUUUUUUAAUGAUUUUAUUUUAGCACCUUUUCUAGUUAAAACACUAAACGGAAUGUCCAGGCUUGCCGAUGCUCAGCUCUCUCAUAUGAGGCUACAGAAGUGUAUGCGGAUGGUGACGUGUAGAUUAAGGGUUUGUAAUAUUCAUGAAUAUUGAAUCAUUGUAAAUAAAGUGCACAUAGAAUGGUUUGGAUUUCGAUGACUUUAUGAGUUUUAUUUCUGUCGUAUUGCUUGAUUCAGUACAAACACUUCUCAAUAUUUUCAAUUAAAAAGGGUUUCUUUUUUUUAUUUUGUUUUUUAUUGCUGCUUAAAAAUAAUACAAAACCUUUUUUCCAGAGUGUAAGGUUACUAGUAGCUCAUAUACUGCCUGACUAAAUCAAUUACCCAGGACCUCAAGGCUCAAAUUAUAGUUUGUUUCCCAAAUCUCGGUUAUAACUUCUUGAAGCUGGAAGCUUGUCAGAAACAAGCUGAGAUAGCAACCUUAUUAAAGUACUCAAAUAUAUUCAGCUGUACUCAUUUAUAACCAUGGACAAUUUCUGCAAGAACAACAUCAAUUAGACAUUUUUAAAUUUGGUCCAGCAGUAGCUAAAACUUGAGAGAAAAUGGCAGCCCCCCAAAAAUGUCAAUAUUUAUGCAGCAUAUAAUAACACUCUUGUUUGAUAAAGGCCAAAUUGAUUCUAUAAUGUUUGUAGCACAUGUUAAUGUGACAUUUUCUCUGCAAUCCUUGAAGCCAAAAUAUUUGCAAUGAACCUGUGUUGAACAUUUCACUACACAAAUACCAAUUGUUGUGUAAUUAACCUAUAUAUCACUGGUGCACAAUGCUAUCGGCUUCAUUCUAUUAAUGGGAGAGCAUCACUCCUCACUCAGUGAAAAAGCAUUAGUACUGUAGCCCCACAACAUCAAAAAAAAUGAAUUUAAAGGGAUAUUUUACCUAAAAUAAAAAUUCUGUCAUCAUUUCCUCACCUUCGAGUUGUUCCAAAUCUGUAUAAAUUACUUUGUUCUGAUGAACACAGAGAAAGAUAUUUGGAAGAAUGCUUGCAACCAAACAGUUCUUGGCCACCAUUGAGUAACAUAGUAGGAAACAUUUCUUUAUAAAUUUCUUUGUUCUGUUGAAAACUAAAGAAGAUAUUUUGAAGAAUGUAGGAAAGCAAACAGAACUGGGGCAAUUUUGACCCUUGUCAUGUUUCCUACUAUGGGAGUCAAUGGGGUCCAAGA